This is a messenger RNA of Diospyros lotus (date-plum), 2066 nucleotides long. RefSeq names its product UDP-arabinose 4-epimerase 1-like. Gene Ontology annotation, biological process: beta-D-galactose catabolic process via UDP-galactose, Leloir pathway. Gene Ontology annotation, molecular function: UDP-glucose 4-epimerase activity. NCBI's taxonomy places the organism in Eukaryota, Viridiplantae, Streptophyta, Magnoliopsida, Ericales, Ebenaceae. The record is from RefSeq and is a predicted model, not a curated record. Gene Ontology annotation, cellular component: cytosol. The transcript is spliced from 11 exons. The coding region runs from base 506 to 1765 and encodes 419 amino acids.
GGUUUUCAAUUUCGCUGCCCUUUUUACAGAUCUCGUGAUCCGUCACGUAUAUGUAUUAUGGUUGUAGGUUUGGUACUUUCUGGGGACCUACCCUUUAUUAAUUGCAAUUGAAUUUUUCGGUGUGUCUGUCUUUUCAUCUGUUCGUGUGUAUCUUUCGGGCGCAUCUGGGGCUUUAAAUUCAAAUUGUUUUGGUAACACUUUUGCAUAUUUCUAUUGGCUUAAUUCUGUUCAGUUUCUGAGAGGUCUCUACUUCUCUGUUAGGGCUUGCAUGGUCGUCUUUAUGAAUUUUAUUUUCUUUUCUUCCUUAUUUUUUUAUGGUUUUGUUGAUGCUGUGUUGUGUUGAUAUAGACAAUGUGCAGAUUGUGCAAAUUUGUAUUGACUGCGGCUGAUUAAGCUAAAUUGCAUCAAAAUUUGUAUGUGAGGAGGGCUCUUAAUUGAUCAUUGACUCCUACUCCUUAAAUUUGACACAAAUCUAUAUCUUUGAAGUGAGGUAAGAUUUUUCCGAAUGCUGAAUUUCAACAGGAUGAGAAGUCAGUCAAGAACAGCAAGAUCCAUGUCUUUAGGAGGUAUGGAUUAUGCAGACCCAAAGAAGAAGAGCAACCUUUUUGGAAAAAUUCUUUUAGCUGCUACUCUUACAGCAUUAUGCAUUCUCUUGCUCAAACAAUCCUCAAGCUUUACAGGCCCAAGCCCAUUCUCUCUUCAUGAAUCUGGAGUUACUCAUGUCUUAGUAACGGGAGGUGCUGGAUAUAUUGGUUCACAUGCUACUUUACGACUUCUGAAGGACUCAUAUCGUGUAACUAUAGUGGAUAACCUCUCUCGAGGAAACCUGGGUGCGGUCAAAGUUCUGCAGGAAGCAUUUCCAGAACCUGGAAGGCUUCAGUUUAUUUAUGCUGACUUGGGGGAUGCUAAAGCUGUGAAUAAAAUAUUCUCAGAAAAUGCUUUCGAUGCUGUUAUUCAUUUUGCUGCUGUUGCAUAUGUUGGAGAAAGCACCAUUGAUCCACUGAAGUAUUAUCACAACAUCACUGCAAAUACUUUGGUAGUGUUAGAGGCAAUGGCAGCACAUGGUGUCGGUACAUUGAUCUAUUCUAGUACUUGUGCAACUUAUGGAGAGCCUGAAAAGAUGCCAAUAACAGAAGAAACACCACAGUUGCCUAUUAAUCCAUAUGGAAAGGCCAAGAAGAUGGCAGAAGAUAUAAUUCUUGACUUCCAUAGGAACUCAGUCAUGGCUGUCAUGAUCUUAAGAUACUUCAAUGUGAUUGGCUCGGAUCCAGAGGGCAGAUUAGGAGAAGCUCCCAGACCAGAAUUGCGGGAGCAUGGACGGAUAUCGGGUGCUUGCUUUGAUGCUGCUCGGGGAAUUAUUCCUGGGCUGAAGGUUAGAGGAAUUGACUAUAAAACUCCAGAUGGCACUUGCAUACGGGAUUACAUUGAUGUUACCGAUCUGGUCGAUGCUCAUGUGAAGGCUCUUCAGAAGGCAAAGCCUGGGAAAGUUGGAAUCUACAAUGUUGGAACUGGAAGAGGUAGAUCAGUUAAGGAGUUUGUGGAGGCGUGUAAGAAGGCAACAGGGAUCGACAUCCAUGUUGAUUUCCUGUCCCGUAGGCCCGGUGACUAUGCUGAAGUGUACAGUGACCCGACAAAGAUCAGGCUCGAGCUGAACUGGACUGCACAACACACCGAUCUCCAAGAGAGUUUGAAGAUUGCGUGGAGAUGGCAGAAGUCGCAUAAGAAUGGUUAUGGAAUGCCCCCUCUAGCGAUGGCGGCUUCUUAGGCGAUUUUGCAGCAGCAGCACCUGCUAGUUCGUAGUAGAAGUUUAAGACUGAUUCGAAUCGCAGCACAGCAGACACAAGCAUAUAUCUGUUUCUUCUGUUACUACCAGUACCAGAGGUGGGUAGGGGGUUUAAGAUGAAGAUGAAGUAUAUUCUUUUCCAUUGCUAUUGAAUUAGAAAGGGUCGGUUAGAGUUGUAGGAAGCAGCAGCAUAGUAUGUGUAUUAUUUGAAACAAUUAUUAUGAUUUAUGAGUUGAGCAAUCAAUAAUAGAAACCGGUCAGGUAUAGCCAUUUUCACUGCUCA